Mauremys reevesii (Reeves's turtle) is the source of this 1403-nucleotide messenger RNA. It is a transcript of the gene UBE2I, whose product is annotated as ubiquitin conjugating enzyme E2 I. Gene Ontology annotation, molecular function: SUMO conjugating enzyme activity. Lineage: Eukaryota; Metazoa; Chordata; Testudines; Geoemydidae. The record is from RefSeq and is a predicted model, not a curated record. The transcript is spliced from 7 exons. Gene Ontology annotation, cellular component: nucleus. The coding region runs from base 334 to 810 and encodes 158 amino acids. Gene Ontology annotation, biological process: protein sumoylation.
GACUAGAGUGACGUAGGGAGACUGCCACAGGGAGCUUCCCGUAUGGCUUCCACUCUGGCUCUGUAUUGGUCACCUCAAGGCCCUGUGUGAAGAAGAUGCGUAUAGCGUGCCGGACGGGUCGGAUUGAGGGUCAUAUUGCGCCGGCGCAGCGGGACGGACGGGUCGGACUGAGGGACAUACCACGCCGCAGCGCUCCGCACCGAGCAAGGAGGGAGGGAAAGUCCGGACCAGAGACAAAGGGGGGGAGUCGAGUCGGGAACAUCCGGGUCAUUCGCCGCCGCCUCAAUCCGGGACACGCGCGGGUGCUGCGGCCGCUCACGAGGGAUUUUGAACAUGUCUGGGAUAGCCCUCAGCAGACUUGCACAGGAGAGGAAAGCUUGGAGAAAAGACCAUCCAUUUGGAUUUGUAGCAGUACCUACAAAAAAUCCAGAUGGCACGAUGAAUCUCAUGAAUUGGGAAUGUGCUAUUCCAGGAAAGAAAGGGACACCAUGGGAAGGAGGCUUAUUUAAACUACGGAUGCUUUUCAAGGAUGACUAUCCCUCCUCACCCCCAAAAUGUAAAUUUGAACCACCAUUAUUCCACCCAAAUGUGUAUCCUUCAGGCACAGUGUGCCUCUCCAUCUUAGAGGAGGAUAAGGAUUGGAGGCCAGCAAUCACAAUUAAACAGAUCUUGUUAGGAAUACAAGAACUUCUAAAUGAACCAAAUAUUCAAGACCCAGCUCAAGCAGAGGCUUACACAAUUUACUGCCAAAACAGAGUGGAAUAUGAAAAGAGGGUUCGAGCACAAGCCAAGAAGUUUGCGCCAUCAUAAGCACCUGUCAUACAGCAUCUUAAAAAGGAAGGGAUUGGUUUGGCAAGAACUUGUUUACAAAAUUUUUGCAAAAUCUAAUGUUGCUAUGUACAAUUAAUAUUCACUUAGGGGAGGGGGUCGUAUGUGUGCCAUUUUCCAUAUUCGCCACUUGUAUACAGUUCUGAAUUCGCUGAAUUGCCCCCAGUUUUUUCAUACAGGGUCUCUUCCUUCAGUCUUUUGUAUUUUUGAUUGUUAUGUAAAACUUGCUUUUAUUUUAAUAUUGAUGUCAGUAUUUCAACUGCUGUAAAAUUAUAAACUUUUAUACUUCUAUAAAUUCACUAGUAUCUCUAGUUACUUUGCUAUCUGAUGCAGGCAUGCUUUAAAAUGUUUAGAACUAUAUUUAGACUCUAGCUGGCUGUAUGAAAAAAUCAUACCCUCCACCCCCUUCCCUCCCCUUAAUUUGUUUUUCUAUCUUUCAGAAACUAGGUUGUUAUUGCUUAAGAGCCUCAGAGAUCCAAAGUCAGCCAGCAUCUUGAUUCUGCAUCACUUCCUUUUGUGUUUAUAUGGCGUUUUGUCUGUGUUGCUGUUUAGAGUAAAUAAACUGUUUAUAUAAA